UUGUGACUUCGUUAACAUAUAGUGGCACAAAUAAAGCGGCACUAGCAUGUUAAUGUUAAUGUUGGGCGUCAUGUUCUUUUGUACGGUUGGUGUUAACCGCUAGCUAUACGAGACACCAUCAUAACGUAUUAUUAUUAUACGUUAUCUAACAUUAGCUCAUGUUAACCCUAUACUCACCUGAACCCUGACUGGUGGAAUCAAUUAACAGCGAGGGGGGAAGCCAAACAAACAUAGCCUUACAAUUGUGGAAUAUUAUAUCACUUAGGUUAAAUUAAAAUAGGUCAUGUUGGAGCUCCUAAAGGUGAUUAUUUCAAUCGUGAGCGUUGUUAAUUAGGUUCACGUGCGCACCAGUUAAAAUGACAUUCACUUUAUGGGUAGUUUAUUCGCUCGUGACACAACUCACUAGCUUCACGUUACGACAGUGCGAGUCGUUUCCGUCCACCUGCCUCCGGUGAGGAGUUGCACCGUCUUUGUAACGCUCGUCAAACGGGGUUUCUCUCUCCAGCCUCUGCGUGUCUCUGUCACACGCAGGAGACUGGCGUAACAAGCAGGAAGUAAAAGGAAAAAAAAGGAGACAGCAGCUCAUGAAAAGCAGAAAGUAAACGCUGUCGGAUCGAAGUUGGAGCACCUUGUUCUGCUGUAAAGUGAAAGUAGAGCCGUCGACAGCUCGAGUAACAACAUUCAGGGCUCAACGGCUGUGCUAGGGAAGUUAGCCGUCAAGCUAGUUCCUCCACCGACUCCAUCUCAAAACAAGCCCGAGACAGAAAAACAGAGGGGGAGGAAGACACAGACAAGACUUAUUCCUCUUAUCCCCAGAAUUAUUAUCGGCCACCAUGGACCACAAGGGGGAACCCCAAGAAGGAGUCAUGUGCCUGGAGGAGCUGCCACAGAUGGACGGAUCAUGUGAUGCGUGCGAGCCUGACGAGGCCCAACCGGCCACACAAGUGUGCCACACCUGCAGUUUUGCCUUCUGCCUUGUCCAUGCUGACAGACAUGCCAGCAGCACACAUCACCCCAUAAUGCCUUACAUCCACGAGGGGACACCAGCUAAUGUACUUGGUACUGACAGAGACUCCAGAGUUGGAGAUGGAGCUGAGGAUGAACCUCGUGUGGAGAGGGCAGCUAGAAUUUGCGCGAAUCAGAUGGCGCAGGUCGGCUUGGCGAUGGCUAAUGGCGACGAGAGUGAUGAUGUUGGCGAAAGAGAAGGAGCCAAGAGUGGUCUGCACCUGGAGGCUGAGCUGGGUGAUGGAGCUGAGGGUGCAGAAGCAGGGCAGGAGGCCCUGGCCGCUGGAGAGGCUGGGAAGAGGGACACCGUGACAGUCGAGAGAUUGCGCUGCAAGGAACAUAAACAGGAAGGCUCCCUCUACUGUAAACCCGAUGAGAAGAUCAUCUGUGUGGUGUGUGCCGUGCAGGGUGAGCACCGUGAGCAUGAGAUAAUCACCCUGCAUGAGGCCUACGUGUGGCAGAAGGGCAGGCAAGGUUAUGACCUGCUGGGCUGUACACAACAGAUGUCUGAGAAGAUCAAGAACAAGUGGACCAACCCCGAGAUGUCAACAGAGGAGCUCGAGGCCUAUGUGAACAUUCAGUUUGACGAGCUCCGCAAACUGGUGCGUCUGGAGGAGAAGAGGACCCUCCACCUGGUAGACCUCAAAGAGGCGUUCCUGACGGCAUCCGCUGCUGAGAAAAUCGCAGAGAUCUCCCUCCAAACAGAGCGCCUGCAGGAAGAGAUGGCCAACAUCACGCACCAGCUGUGCCUGCUGGAACAGGCUGAGGCGAUGGGUCCUGCGAUGGCAGCAGUGGCCCUCGGAGCAGGACCAGCCCACCGAGUGCAGCGCGACAUUGAAGCCAGGCCAAGGCUACCAGAGCCGAGGGCAGACCCCAUGGACCCCCGGGACUUUGACGACAAUGAUUCGGGACCUUCGAUGGGCCACGCCCCCUGAUACCAGCAGACCAGACUCCGCCUACAUUCCCCUGUCCUUCAACGUCUACUUCGGCCAGCCGUCGGCCCCGUUGAGCUGUCAGACUGGCCCUCUCCUUCUGUCAGCCGUCUCCUUUCCCCUCCCCUCGCGGUGCCUGCUGGCAGUGAGCUGACCUUCAAGGGAGUUGAUGUGACAAAUAUGGAUGGCCACGUCCUUUCUGUGCUCCCAACUUUUGUACUUUUUUUCUUUUUUUUUUCUCACUAGCUACUAACUUUCUUUGAUUGAAGCACACACGUUUGUGCUAUGAAUUACCAUCAGGCUCAAUCAGUCCGCUCCUUGGCUUACUGGUGAGCAUCUGUUAAGCCCGACAGAUGUCAGAAAUGGGGAAUUAUGUAUCGCGGUUCUCUUCACACUUUGUGUGCACAAUGUCAUUUUGUUUCUGUCGUUUUUUUUAAGAAACAUUCAGACCUUCCUGGGACAUGAAAAAGUAAACUUUUGUCAGAUGCCACAAUGCCUUACGUCAUCGAGAAAUUAUUACAAAGUUGUACUCGUUGUUAUGUUCUGAUUGUUGAAAAAAAAAAGAAAAAAGAGGAAACCUAAGUGUGCUUAUGUUUUAUAAUGGUGUACUUUCCAUCAUCCUGUUGCCUUCACCCCUCCUUUCCCUUCACCCUCUGCCCUACCCACUGAUUCUUUAUGCGUGGAUAUUUGAGUGGACUUCCUUGUGCUUGUCGGAUCCAUUAUCGGUCGUGGGGGGACAUUUUGACACCUAUUGAUUGGCGAAUGUUGCUGAGUCUUUGUUAGGUGAAAAUCAAACUAUAAUUUGACUGUGCAAAAUAUCACUCCAGCAGUAUCAGCUUCCUACGCACUGUAAUGUAAAGGCUCAUUACUCCGGGCCAAUCUGCGGGUUAUGACAGAUUGCGAUCCAGACGAGUGUGUGCGCACUUUCUACCUUGACCCACUCGGCCGUGGCUUUCAUUCACGAUGUGCCGCCGCAAGUCCGUCUGUGUCAGCACUUUGUUUUUAACGGGAUUGAUUGUGUUGCCUUUAAUUCCAAAUUGAAAGUGGUGUCACUCAUCAUAUGUGGGACAUGUUCGACAACAACAUGACUCCACUGUGCUGUAGCGUUGUACUAAAAAGCACUGAGAGUUGUACACGCACCCAAGGGAAAUGUCUGUGUCAACAGCCGAUUGAAAUGACUCCAAAAGGCUCAGUCUUUAUUCUCGUGUAACAGACUCCUGACUGUCUAAUAUUUCUUCUUGUUUUUAUUUGUCUCUUUUUGUCUUCAAUCUAAAAAUAAAAGGCAGUUUCUUAGAUUGGAUGUUGAACAUGACAUUCAUAUUUUCAAUUCCUGCAUUAUUAUAUAUUGCAAGCACCUGAAUAUCAUCAGUCACCCAAGACACUAAUAUCAAAAAACCUCGCAGGCAUGCAAGGAUGGAUGGAGACAGGAAGAGAGAUGAAGUGCUGUAAAGACGGGAUUGGGGAAGGGGAGGACUUCUAGUUCUCCUUCAUCAAAAUGCAAAUCAGGAACCCGUCCCGAUAGGACUGGGAAGAGUAGCUUUGGAAACAAAGAGGGGUUGAUGGAGCAGGAGAGCUCUUUGGGUCUUUUUAAAUGCAGACUGCUUUUAUUCCUCCGGAGCCAGAAAAACCACAACCCACUUUCAUCAACUUGCGGCCUCAAUCAGAAAGCCUUUGUCUUUACUCUGCUAAUUAUUCUUUCUCACUUUACUUCUCUCAAAGCAGAACUAUGUGGCUCACUCCAUCUUCACUCCCGCGUUCUACCAGAGCCGCUUCAUGCUUCUUCAGCACGUCUGAGCUCUCCACGUUGAGAUAUUGACUCUGAGAAAGUCAUUUAGCCGGUGGUCAUUGCUAUCUGGCUGCUAUCUGGGUUGGCAUUCCCUGGUGAGUUUCCCUGUACAGAAAUAAUGGGGCUUAAUGAUGUAGCGCAUGAGGCAUUGAUCCCCAGCAUUCGCUAAGCCACUGCUGACUGACCAGGAACCAGAGCACUCAAACCCUUUGAGAGAUUCUUUUUUCAUGUGUAUAUUUUGGUGUGUGUCCCCCAGGCUGGUUUCGGAGAAUAAUCCUUCUUCUUCUUCUUCUUAUUAUAAUAAUAAUAAUAAUAAUUAUUAUUAUUAUUAUUAUUAUUAUGCCGUCAUCGACCUGUACUCUGGCAUGAUCAUAGAGAUAAUAACAAACCCGAUGGGGGACAAUGUGCCUGUUGUCUGGGGAGGAAAUGGAUAGAAGAAGAUUGUCUGAUCUAAUUUAGCUGGGGAGACCACAAGGUUCCCUUUUUUCCACACCCAAUUACACCUGUUCUUCCAGGUCCACUUCACUGAGCAUGUUCACUCAGAGGCACAAUGAACACAAAGCACAGUUGUAAGGCCUGCAAUUUUCUGGCGGGCAAAAAAAGAAAACUAUUUGUGUAUUUGUAUUGACAUGAAUUAAUUGCUUCAUGGGUUGUGAGAUUGAAUUAGCUACGUGACAUGCUUGCUAGUGGUGAUGCAUCUUUGAUUGCCCGCCUUUUUAAUGGAGCCUGUUUCUUGCUGCCAUCAUCUAAAAGACAGUUGGUGUCUGGUUUCACAGUAAUGGAGCAGCUGUGCUUUAGCCUGUAAAAAAAAAAGACAGUUUAUUUGCAUAGGCCCACACCUCUUGUACCACUCAAGAUUAUGCAUUGCUUGUCUAGCAGUAAAUGCACUUUCUUAUUCAUCUUUCCCCUCGGCCUCUUUACUCACGCACAUACAAAAGCAAAAUAAAUGGGCAUCAGUCAAGAGAUGCUCGCCCGGCUUUU
Messenger RNA from Cyclopterus lumpus (lumpfish), 4704 nucleotides. RefSeq names its product tripartite motif containing 44 (gene trim44). NCBI's taxonomy places the organism in Eukaryota, Metazoa, Chordata, Actinopteri, Perciformes, Cyclopteridae. Gene Ontology annotation, molecular function: zinc ion binding. Bases 834 to 1940 code for a protein of 368 amino acids. The record is from RefSeq and is a predicted model, not a curated record. The transcript is spliced from 6 exons.